Messenger RNA from Diachasma alloeum, 1257 nucleotides. RefSeq lists its product as uncharacterized. Gene Ontology annotation, molecular function: RNA-DNA hybrid ribonuclease activity; nucleic acid binding. The coding region runs from base 1 to 1257 and encodes 418 amino acids. The transcript has 3 exons. The record is from RefSeq and is a predicted model, not a curated record. Lineage: Eukaryota; Metazoa; Arthropoda; Insecta; Hymenoptera; Braconidae.
AUGGAAGAACGUAGGUGUCUCCAGAGGAAAUACAACAAAGCCCUGGUCAAAGCCAGGAAUGAGGGUUGGAAGAGGUUCAGCAGUGGAAUCGGGAGUCUCUCCGAGGCCUCUAGGCUAGCUUGUAAAAGGUGCAGUUGUACAGUUGCCAGAGAACAAGGUCUCCUGGUAUAUGGCUACGCUGACGACGUGGAUAUCAUCGCCAGGGGCAAGUUUCUCAAUGUGCUGAGAGAUAGACUAAAGUAUUCUCUGAGAACGCUGGAAGAAUGGUGUGGUGAGACAAAACUAUCAAUUAACCCUGAGAAGACGUCCACCAUGAUAUUCACCAGAAAAUACAAAGUUGUGACUCCUGAACCACUGAGGUUUGGGGGAGCGGAAAUUGCUUACGCUACCUCAGUAAGGUACCCAGGGAUUCAACUAGACCCGAAGCUCCAAUGGAAUGAGCAUAUAAAGUCACAGAUUGGCAAAACCUAUGCCUCUCUGUGGGCAUGCAGAAGAGCCAUGGGUAGAAAUUGGGGCUUCAGUCCUAAAAUCAGCAUGUGGCUGUACAAAAUGGUUCUGCUGCCGCGGCUCACGUAUGCCGCUCUGGUCUGGUGGCCCAGGGCGGAGAAGGUGGAGAUAAGGAACCGGCGAAAGGCCCUCCAGGGUAACUUCCUGAGGGCGGCACCCGAGGCCCUGAGAAUGACACCUAUCGACGCACUGGAAGUCGCUCUUGACCUACCACCACGUGAUCUUCUGGUGCACUGGUAUACAAACGGCUCGAGAUACAAAGACCGCCUCGAUGCGGGACUGUAUGAGGCGGCAGAACAAUACAAGAGCAGUUGGUCCCUAGGGGUCAUUGCCACAGUUUUUCAAGUAGAAGUUCUGGCUAUUAAAAAAUACGUAGAACUACUGGAGGAUCGGCAGACGAUGAACAAGUAUAUUUAUAUUUGGUCAGACAGUCAGGCCACCAUCAAAGUACUUAUGAAACCCAGUGCUGACUCAAAGUUAGUCUGGGAGACCAUGGAAGUGCGGGAAAGGCUCGGAAGACACAACAGGGUGACUCUGGCGUGGGUCCCAGGACACAAGGACAUUCAUGGCAAUGAGGUGGCGGAUGGACUGGCGAAGCAAGGAUCACUUAGUGAAACCGAAGCGGAACCAGUCGGAGUCCCCGUAGCCAUGGGCAACAGAGCCAUCAGAGACAAACUCCGACGGGAGCAGACCAACCGCUGGAGAAAUACAAAGGCUUGCAGGAAAGCCAGAGUAAUAAUGACUCAUUGA